AUGGAACACAGCAGCACGCUCAACAUUUCCUUGGCUUCCGCAGGCUUCCAGAACCGCAAUGCCGAUGUUCUUUCUUCACAGACGCAUGCCCAUACUCCAUGCCUUAUUGCUCACGUACAAGUAGAACGGAGCAUAGAGCUCCGGAAGGCCAAGAAGGACGAACAUACCUUAAAGAGAAGGAACAUCACAGAUGCCUUCUCCAAGCCGUCUUCUAAGGACGUGGUAGAAGGGACCAGGCCCAACCUGGAUGAAAUAGUCCAUGGGAUGAAUAGCCCAGACCCAGUCCUAUGUUUCUGGGCCACCCAGACGGCCAGGAAACUGCUGUCCCAGGAGAGAAACCCACCCCUGAAGGUGAUCGUGGAAGCGAGACUGGUCCCCAGGCUGGUGGACUUUUUCAAGUGUUUCAUUUACCCUCACCUACAGUUCGAAGCAGCCUGGGCGCUGACCAACAUCGCCUCAGGGCCCUCGGACCUAACCCAGGCUGUCGUGGACGCGGGUGCCAUCCAGGCCCUGAUAGAGCUCCUGUCUUCCCCCAAUGUGUGUGUGUGCGAACAGGCAGUGUGGGCCCUGGGUAAUAUAGCAGGUGACAACACAGAGUUCAGAGACAUCGUUAUCUCAAGCAACAUUAUCCCACAUCUACUAGCCCUGGCUUCAACAACCAUACCAAUCACAUUUCUGCGGAACAUUGCGUGGACCCUUUCCAACCUGUGCCGGAACAAGGACCCUUGUGAAGAGGCAGUGAAGGAAAUGCUGCCUGCCCUCUUAAACCUCCUGCAACACGAUGACAUCGAGGUUCUCUCGGAUGCCUGCUGGGCCCUGUCCUACCUCCCUGAUGGCUGCCAGGAGCGCAUUGACGAAGUGGUUGCCACGGGAGUUCUACCCAGGAUGGUGGAGCUCAUGAAAAGCUCAAAACUCCGUAUCAUGACCCCCUCUCUCCGCACGGUGGGAAACAUCGUCACGGGAACAGAUCAGCAGACCCAGAAGGCCAUCGACGCGGGCAUGCUGGAUGUGCUAGUUCAGCUCCUGAGGCACCCCAAGUCCUCCAUCCAGAAGGAGGCAGCCUGGACGCUGAGCAAAGUGGCUGCAGGGAACUGCCAGCCCAUCGAGCAGUUGAUCAAUCAUGGCAUGCUGCCCAUCUUGGUGUCGUUGUUGAGAAAUGGAGAGUUUAAAGUCCAAAAAGAGGCUGUGUGGGUGGUGGCUAACUUCACGAUGGGGAGCACCACAGGUCAGUUGGCCAUGCUCAUCCAAUCGGGAGUCCUGAAGCCCCUGACGAGUCUGCUCAUUUGCCAUGACCACAAGACCGUUAUCAUCGUCCUUCAGACCACCUUCUAUAUUCUCCAGUCUGCAGUGAAUUCUCACGAUAUGGAGAAGCUCCGUCUCACGCUAGAACAACUGGGUACCAUUGAGAAAAUCGAGGCGUUACAACUUCAUGAGAACCAUCAGAUUGGGCAGACUGCGUUCAACAUCAUCGAGAACCUUCUCACGAAGGAAGAAGAUGACCUUGAAGACAGCAUGCACUUCAAGCCUGAAACCCUAACCCCUCCAAACCCCACAAUUUCCAAGCCAGCACGCAAACUCUAAAUGAGCACUCCUUGCUUCAGAAGCCGUACUCCUCCCACUUAGCACGCCCCAGGUAGAAAGCUGUUUUAAGCAUUAAAUAAAAGUUUUUUUGACCCUUCAGUGAAAGGGUCAUUCUGUGUCUCAUGAGAAGGUCUUUUCAUGUCAUAGCAAAGUUAAAAAGAAAGUGGAGAUUGUCACCUGGAAAUCCGCUUCUCAAAAAAUCCUACCAGGGACCAGAUUAUAAGCAGAGCAGCGAUGACUGUCUAUGUGAGAGUUAC
Messenger RNA from Echinops telfairi (small Madagascar hedgehog), 1838 nucleotides. RefSeq names its product importin subunit alpha-8-like. Gene Ontology annotation, cellular component: nucleus; cytoplasm. The record is from RefSeq and is a predicted model, not a curated record. Gene Ontology annotation, molecular function: nuclear import signal receptor activity; protein binding. Gene Ontology annotation, biological process: NLS-bearing protein import into nucleus. Lineage: Eukaryota; Metazoa; Chordata; Mammalia; Afrosoricida; Tenrecidae.